Molecule: messenger RNA, 1044 nt
Organism: Sinocyclocheilus grahami
Lineage: Eukaryota; Metazoa; Chordata; Actinopteri; Cypriniformes; Cyprinidae
Product: protein-serine O-palmitoleoyltransferase porcupine-like
Exons: 10
Coding region: 133-789 (218 amino acids)
Biological process (GO): protein palmitoylation; lipid modification; Wnt protein secretion
Cellular component (GO): endoplasmic reticulum; membrane
Molecular function (GO): palmitoleoyltransferase activity; Wnt-protein binding
Source: RefSeq, a predicted model, not a curated record
AGCAAUGGGUGCUCUAAGCAAACUGGGAUCCGGUUGCUUGCUUCCGACUGUCCAGCACAGUCUGGAACAAGUAUGGCAGCUCUUACUCAUCUGCCUAGUUUGUAGGCUGUUGUGGAGACUGGAGAGUUGCACAUGAUGGAUACAACAACCUGGCAUAAAAUGAGAGGUUCCCAGAUGGUAGUGGCCAUGAAGGCAGUUUCUCUUGCCUUUGACUUGGACAAAGGCAUAGUGGAGAAAUUUCCCUCUCCAGUUGAGUUUAUGGGCUACAUUUACUUUGUGGGGACGGUCAUCUUUGGGCCUUGGAUCAGCUUCAAUAGCUACAUGGAUGCAGUAGAGAGUCGAAAACUUAGUGUCUCUUGGUUUUUGAAGUCAGUCUUCAGCUGUGUGAAGAGUCAGCUCUGUCUGGUAAUUUCCAACUGUAUUGUACCCUAUCUCUUUCCAUAUUUCAUCUCGGUCUUUGGAGACAAGCUGCUCCGCAACAAGAAGCGAAAGAUUAGGGGCUCUGUUAAAAGGUGGCUACAGGCCUAUGAGAACACCCUGUCCUUCCAUUUCAGUAAUUACUUUGUGAGUUACCUUGGUGAGAUGAGCACCACACUGGCAGGUGCUGGUUUCACUGAGGAGAAGGACAAUCUUAAGUGGGACUUGACAAUAGCAAAGCCGCUAAAUGUAGAGUUUCCCAGGUCUAUGGUCGAAGUGGUCACUUCCUGGAACCUGCCCAUGUCCCGCUGGCUUAACACAUAUUGUUUAGGAAGGCUCUCAUUUAUGGGAGCUUCACAGCCAUUAUCUUGACAUACACAGCGAGCACCCUGCUACAUAUGAGUGCAUUUUGGCUCAAUUCAUUUGAACUGAUUGCAUUCUUUCUCAGGUGUAAGUACAAUAUUGUAUUUCUGUGCCCACAGGGUCUAAGCUUCCACAUUGGGGCAGUAUUAUUUACACUAGGCUUCAUAACAUAUAUUAAACAUGUGCUUAGGAAAAGAUUGUCGGUCAUUUUAAAUGCAUGUGUCCUCUCCAAGAGAUGCCCAUCUGACUGCAAACACAGAUAUA